AACAACCAAACGCAUUUAGGGCUUGUAGUUUGUUAUGGGAAUCUUUAAGGUUUAAAAUACACAUGAAGGACUACAAAUCCCAUAUUACAAAAGAUCGUCGUUGCAGCAAUCGUUUAAUGACGGGAAAAAAAUUCAUCGAUGCAUCUGUAAAGGUUGUUAAAUUCCGCGAUAGAGACACAGUUAGUGAAUGAACACUUAAAUCUUUCAGUGGGGAUCUAGAUUUAAAAAAAUAUGGAAGUAAUUGAGGCGAUAGUGAUACAAAAUGUAAAUGCGGACGGAAAGGAGUCGGCUGCGUCCAGCAGCGAGAGGAUAAAAGCAGAAUUCAUCUGGACUCUGCAAGCCACAUGGCACCUGGUCAACACCCGGCUGGAAAUGGAUCAGGCGUUUGACCACCCAGUGUGCAAGAAGAAGAAGCUGUGGGAAGUGGUAGCAGAGAAGGUAAACGCCAAGCUGAAGGGUUCAGGGGUCACGGACAUCACUGUUAAGGCCUACGAAUGCGACCUGAAGUGGAGAAACAUGCUGGCCACCUACAGGAAGAACACAGACCGGGCCCGGCGAUUGGGCGUGGCCAGCGUCCACUGGGAGUUCUUCAAAGCCAUGCAUGAGGUUCUGGGUAAGAGCCGGGAGGAGAUCGAAGCCCAGCGCCAGGCCAAGCUCAGCGGAACCAGAGUGGGAAAGGCCAUCGCCAGCAAGAGGUUCACGCCGAUCCUCCCCACGCCGCCCGCAGCAGCCGCUGCCGCCACCAACCGGCCCCCGCAGGACGUCCUGCAGCUCUACAUGGAGCUGCAGGAGAGGAAGCUGAACAUGUGGGCACAGCAGAAAGCGCUGGAGGAGAGGAAGAUCGAGGCCAUCAACAACCUGGCCCAGGCUAUCUCCAGCCUGGCUCAGACCAACACAUCAAAGGACUGACAGUAGUUCAUGACACAUCAGAGGAAAACCUCACUUUUCUUGUGUUACUGUAGCAAACUGACAAUAUAAAACUCUAAGCUUUUGUUUAUGGUGCAAAACCGACUGUACAUGCAAUAUCAUAGCUCCUGCAACUGCUUGAUAAUGCAGCUGUUAGUUGUACGUUUUCUUUUCUACAUGUCCCAAAGUUAUUUAUUUUUCUACUUAAAUGAGUUACAUUUGGUGUCUGAAUAUGAAAGAACACAAAAGAGCCACUAAAGAAAAGGUGAACAUGAUUUUUAUACAUAAUCAGAAUUAUUCCUGUAACACCUGUCAUGUUAAAAUGUAAUGUUUAUAGAGCUGCUACUAUUUACAGAAGUAAAUAUUAUUAUAAACGUGUCUGCAUUAUUAUCAGAGGUGGGUGCCAAAAAUGUAAAGUAGCACUACUUUAACUUAUUAUUACUCAUAAAAAAAGAAAGGGAGAAAAAAUAAAUAUUUAUAGUUGUCCAAGAAAUUACUCAAAUAACAGUAAGAAAAUGUUUGAUAAAACAGCGAUUCAAAUACAUAAUGUAGUUUUUAAAAAUUACAUAAUCAGAUGGACCAGAAUACAAAGCUAUGAGGAAAUAUUGGUAUUUUAACGAGCAAAAUAAAAAUAAUAUAAGAUAAUGAAUCCAUGCAAAAAUAAAUAAUUUUCCAAAUCGAUUUCUUGCAGUACAAAAUAAAGCUUUAACAAAAGCUGUUAAUAUUCUGUUGUCCAACACACAGAAUAGUUGGACAACUGAAAUAAAAGCCACUUUUUAGAA
Messenger RNA from Poeciliopsis prolifica (blackstripe livebearer), 1688 nucleotides. RefSeq lists its product as uncharacterized. Bases 232 to 909 code for a protein of 225 amino acids. The transcript is spliced from 2 exons. The record is from RefSeq and is a predicted model, not a curated record. NCBI's taxonomy places the organism in Eukaryota, Metazoa, Chordata, Actinopteri, Cyprinodontiformes, Poeciliidae.